AUGCUGCGGCCCGCGGUGGUGAUCGACAGCGGCAGCCGCUGCACGCGGGGCGGCUUCGCGGGCCAGCCGCGGCCGCAGUGCGAGCUGAGGGCGGCGCCGGGGCGGGCCGGCCCCGCCGCGGGGAGCGCGCCCCGCCGGGCCGCGGCGCCGCUGCAGCACGGCCUGGUGGCGGACUGGGACGCCGUGAGGAGCCUGUGGAGCCACCUCCUGCGCUGCUGCCUCGGAGUGUCCCCAGAGGAGCACCCGGUGCUCCUGGCCGAGUCCCCGUCGUGCCCCGCGGCGGGCAGGGCGAAGGCGGCCGAGGUGCUGUUCGAGAGCCUCGGGGUGCCCGCCCUGCACGUGGCCAACAGCGGGCUGCUGUCGCUCUGCGCCCACGGCCGGGUCACCGGGCUGGCCGUGGAGGCCGGGGCGGCCGUGUGCCAUGUCACGCCCGUCUGCGGGGGCCGGACGCUGCGGCAGGGCACCCGCCGCCUGGGGCUGGCCGGGGACCACCUGUCCGGGCACCUGCGGCGGCUGCUGCUGCAGAGCCCCGCCGAGCCCGCGGCGCUGCAGGCGCUGACCGAGAGCGCGCUCAGCCAGCUCAAGGAGCGAUGCUGCUACGUGUCCUUGGACUACGAGGCACAGCUGCGGGACGAGGGCUCCCAUCGCCCGGCCAGCUUCCAGACCCCCGACGGGCGCUGGAUCACGCUGGGCAAGGAGCGCUUCUGCUGCCCGGAGCCGCUGUUCCGGCCGGAGCUGCUGCAGCACAGCGGCCCCGGGCUGCACCAGCUGGCCGGGCACAGCCUGCGGGCGGUGCCCCGGCACGCCAGGAGGCCCGUGCUGGGCAACAUCGUGCUCUCGGGAGGCUCCUCCUUGUUCCCCGGCUUCCCCGAGAGGAUGUGCCUGGAGCUGAACCUCCUCUUCCAAGGAGCGGGCCUCCACAUCGAGGUGCUGGCGAACCCCGGCAGGGGCACGGCAGCCUGGGCUGGGGGCUCCAUGGCAGCCUCGCUCACGUCCUUCCAGCACACCUGGAUGACAAAGGGCGACUACCAGGAGCACGGGGCCGAGUACGUGCACGCGAAAUUCCAGUAG
This is a messenger RNA of Lonchura striata (white-rumped munia), 1071 nucleotides long. RefSeq names its product actin like 10 (gene ACTL10). The record is from RefSeq and is a predicted model, not a curated record. Lineage: Eukaryota; Metazoa; Chordata; Aves; Passeriformes; Estrildidae.